This is a messenger RNA of Carcharodon carcharias (great white shark), 4243 nucleotides long. It is a transcript of the gene sumf1, whose product is annotated as sulfatase modifying factor 1. The coding region runs from base 4 to 1275 and encodes 423 amino acids. The record is from RefSeq and is a predicted model, not a curated record. NCBI's taxonomy places the organism in Eukaryota, Metazoa, Chordata, Chondrichthyes, Lamniformes, Lamnidae. The transcript is spliced from 10 exons. Gene Ontology annotation, cellular component: endoplasmic reticulum.
UCUAUGGCCAAGAUGGCUUUGCCUAGUUUGAGGUGUUUGGGCGGGAGAGAUUUUCUAUUUUAUUUCUAUCCCACACUGAUUGCCCUCUUCGUCGGGCUGAGUCCCACAUUUGCUACAAGUCCGUCACCGAAGGACAGCGGCUCAUCCUCUGGCUGCGGCUGUACCAGUCGCCGGGAAGCUGUUGGCCAUUUCCCUGAUACUCCAAGUGAUAGCAUCUCCUUGGCGAAACAGGCAGCUGCCAAAUACUCCAAGGAGGCCAACGUUGUAGGUCAAGAGAUCGCGGAGGACCACAGGCCACACCUAGAAAGGCGCACUAAUCAGAUGAUGUUAAUACCAGGUGGAGUGUUCACUAUGGGAACUGAUGACCCUGGAAUACCUCAGGAUGGAGAGGGCCCGGCCAGAAAAGUGCACGUUGAGCAGUUCUACAUGGAUACGUAUGAAGUCAGCAAUGCCGAAUUUGAGAGAUUUGUCAGAGCUACUAGCUACACCACAGAGGCAGAACUAUUUGGAGACUCCUUUGUCUUUGAGGGACUACUGAGUGAGAAGGUGAAGAGCACCAUUACCCAAGCUGUUGCAGCAGCUCCAUGGUGGCUCCCUGUUAAAGGAGCCAGUUGGAAACAUCCUGAAGGUCCUGAUUCCAACAUUACUAAGAGGAUGGAUCACCCAGCUGUACAUGUCUCUUGGAACAAUGCAAUGGCAUACUGUACUUGGGCAAGGAAACGGCUGCCCACUGAAGCUGAAUGGGAAUAUGCAUGUAGAGGAGGACUUGAGAACAGACUCUUUCCAUGGGGGAACAAGUUACAACCUAAGGGCCAGCACUACAUGAACAUCUGGCAGGGAGACUUCCCAUACCACAACACAGCAGAUGAUGGAUACGCCAACACUGCCCCUGUCACCACCUUUCCUCCCAAUGGUUAUGGUCUCUUCAACAUGGUUGGGAAUGCCUGGGAAUGGACGUCUGAUUGGUGGUCUGUACACCACACCACUGAUGAGUUAGAGAAUCCUAUGGGACCUCCCUCGGGACCAGACAAGGUGAAGAAGGGUGGAUCCUACAUGUGCCACAAGACCAGAAAUAUUCAUCAAUCCUACUCACCCAGCAGCUGCUAUCCCUGCACUCACAUCACAUCAUGGUUCAUGACGUCUCUCCGCUGCUGGUCUCGGUGCAGUCCUAUUGCUACAGAUAUCGUUGUGCUGCUCGCAGUCAGAACACACCAGACAGCUCUGCCUCCAACCUUGGUUUCCGCUGUGCUGCUGAUGUUCUGCCAGAUUACCUGAGGUGAGACUGAGCAAGCUGCUUCCUGGAGAGAGCCAACAAGAACCCAAGCAUCAAAGUAUUAGCCUUCCUAAGACUGGAAAGAAGCUGAAUACAUGUCAAGAGUGAACUUGCCCUUACAGCAAUCAGCAACCAGAGCUUCCUAGACUUCACCAAUAAGUUGAUGAAUAUCCCAGCCACUGAUUUCUGGGACCUUUGUAUUCAGAUGGUAUGAAUUUAAAGGCACAGACAGCACAGAGGCCUUGAAAUGUUUGUCCUUUUCACCAGUUUCAGCUGAUACUUUGAGACUCACUGAAGCAGGAUUCUGUCUUUGUUAAUGCUAAAAUAAAAUCAAUCCUCUUGCUUAAAAACAUCACCACACACACUGCAACAUGAAGUAACACAGUAAGGCUGAGCUGAACGCAUUGUUAGACCAAACUUUCAAGUCGAUGGCUAUAUAAGAUCAAAGUCUGCUCUUCAUCCAAUGAUGAUGUCAAAUGGCUUAAUGGAGGUUUGUUUUUUUUCAACAGUUUUAAAAUUUCUAUAGGUACACUUUACAUGGCAUAAGGUCAGUCUCAAGUACUGGAUUAAGAAGGGGCUGAAUUGUAUGGCAGAGCGCAUCUUUAUAUAAAUUAUAAUAUUGACAGCAUAUAUAAAAGAAAUAGCUUUUGUCUCUGUCGCACUUAUAACUUCCUUAGCAUUUCGCAAAGGACUUCACAGUCAAUGAGUUACUUUUUGAAGUGUAGCCAUUGUUGUAAUGUAGGGAAAUACAGCAGCCAAUUUUCAUGCAGCCAAGUCCCAUAAACAGCAAGUAAAUGAAUUACCACAUAAUCUGUUUUAUCUGUGUUGGUUCAGGGAUAUAUUAGGGCAACUCCCCUGACACUCUUCGAAUAAUGCUGUGGGAUCUUUUACAUUCAGCUGAGAAGGGAGAAUGGAGCGUCAGUUUAAUGUUUCACUUGAAAGCACCUCCAACUUCCACAGUAAUAUACUAGAGUGUCAGCCCAUAUUAUGUGCUGAAGUCUCUGGACUAGGCAUUAAACUCUCAAGCUUCUAAUUCAGAGGUGAAAGUGAGCUGCUGGUCACUGCUGCUGGCUAAUGCUUGUCAAGGUGCUAGAGAACUACAGGUACUUAUCUCCAGUACAACUCCCUACCACAGGAGAGGAAAGGGAAAAACUGGGAAGUAAAAUGUGUUUGGGCUUGGUUGGGUGGGUUGGGCUUCAUUUAAAAGGCAGGAAUGAAGUUGCAACCAUCAAGUUGGUUACUGACAUUACAAAUAGAAAUGAUAAAGGAGUACUCUAAUGAACCUGUCAUGUGGUCUCUCUUGGGACAGAAUGAUUUGAUGAACAGAAGCUGGUGUUGUUCCAAUCCACUGUCACUAGAUCUCAGUUCGUAUUCUUCACAAUAGUUUUGCAUUGAUAUUUGUAUUUACAUUGUAAAAUAGGAGCAUUAGGGGUUGUGGCACAAGUACUGUUAAUGCUACAAUAGAGAAUCCCUCGUGUGGUCACAUACUGAUGACUAUCAGUAUUUCAGUUUCGGUUUAAUCUGUUGUGUUAAAUACAUGUGCUUUGGAAUUAUCGGCAGCUCAAGCCAAGCUGAUCCAUUUGACUACAACAUUGGCAUCCACUUAACAAAGUGGAAAACUUCCCAGGUACAUCCUGUUCAUGAAAAACAGAACAAAUCCAAUCCAGCGAAUUACUGCCCCAUCAGUCCACUUUCAAUCAUCAGCAAAGUGAUAGAAGGUGUUGUUGACAAUGCUAUCACUUACUCACCAAUAACUGGCUCUUUUGGUUCUGCCAGGACUGUUAACGCUCCAGACCCCAUUAUAGCCUUGCUUCAAACAUGGAAAAAGAGCUGAAUUCCAGAGAUGAGGCAAGAGUGGCUGCUUUUGACAUCAAGAGACUAUUUGACCGAGUGUGGCACCAAGGAGCCAUAGCAAAAUUGAAGUCAAUGAGAGUAAGGGGGAAUACUCUCCAUGAGCUGGAGUCAUACCUAGCACAAAGGAAGAUGGUUGUGAUUGUUGGAGGCCAGUGAUCUCAGCCCAGGAACGUUGCUGCCGUGGUUCCUCAGGGUAUGUCCUAGGCCCAACCAUCUUCAGCUGCCUCAUCCUUCCCUCCAUCAAAAUGUCUAAAUUUGCUGAUUAUUGUGCACUAUUCAAUUCUAUUUGCAACCCCUCAGAUAAUAAAGCAAUCAAUGCCCGCAUGUAACCUUGCCACAAGUGCCAGGCAAUGACUAUCUCCAACAAGAGAAUAUCUAACCACCUCCCUUUGAUAUUCCACAGCAUUACCAUUAUCAUUCUGGGGGUUAUCAUUGACUAGAAACUUAACUGGGCCAGUUACAUAAUGUGACUAAAAGGGCAGGUCAGAGGCUGGGAAAUCUGUGGUGAGUAACUCACCCACUGACUCCCCAAAACCUGUCCACCAUCAAAAAGGCACAAGCCUGGAGAGUGAUGGAGUACUCUCCACUUGUGUGGGUGACAGCAGCUCCAACAACACCAAAGAAGCUCAACAAAAUCCAAUACUUGAUUUGCACCUCAUCCACCACCUUAAACAUUCACUCCCUCUACCACCAAUGGUUGCAGUGUGUACCAUCUACAAGACCAUCCAAAGCAACUGGCAAAGACUUCUUCCACAACAUCUAAACCCAUGACCUCUACCACCUAGAGGAACAAGAGAAGCACAUGCAUGGGAACACCACCACCAAGUUCCCAGCCUAGUCACACGCCAUCCUGACUUGGAAAUUCAUUGCUAUUUCUUCAGCAUCGCUGGAUCAAAAUCUUGGAACUUCCUACCUAACAGCACUUUUUAAGCACCUUCACCAAUUGGACUCAGUUCAAGGUGGCACUUCACCACCACCUUCUAAAGGGCAAUUAGGGAUGGGCAACAAAUGCUGGCCUAGCCAUAUUCCAUGAAUGAUUUUUAAAAACGAUGUGUUUGUUUGUGCAUAUGCAAUUGGAUUUGACAACAUUCAAGAUAAAUCACCAUUUUUACAAAA